Symsagittifera roscoffensis is the source of this 2836-nucleotide messenger RNA. RefSeq names its product pyruvate dehydrogenase [acetyl-transferring]-phosphatase 2, mitochondrial-like. Gene Ontology annotation, molecular function: [pyruvate dehydrogenase (acetyl-transferring)]-phosphatase activity. The record is from RefSeq and is a predicted model, not a curated record. The transcript has 6 exons. Gene Ontology annotation, biological process: protein dephosphorylation. Gene Ontology annotation, cellular component: mitochondrion. Bases 1270 to 2676 code for a protein of 468 amino acids. NCBI's taxonomy places the organism in Eukaryota, Metazoa, Xenacoelomorpha, Acoela, Convolutidae.
UUGCAUCUUAUUAACUGUGUAAAAACGGUAAAGCAAUUAGAUACGGAAUCCUUAUUGUAAAUACGAUUUUACAUUUAGGGUAUGAUUAUAACACGGCAAAAUAACAGGUUUAGGCGUAAAAAACACGUAGAUCAUUUUAUCUGAUGCUAGCUUACCGUUAUAUUAUUAGUUUUGCUCUUCAUCGAUAUGUACUUUCCGCGCGAAUGUUGGAUGAAAGUUGCGUUAAACAUGGCGUUCAAAAGCAUGGUAAAAUUUCAUGUAAAAAUCAGCUUGAGAGGGGCAAAAGAUUAUCUGUUUUUCGGUUUGUAGGAUUUCAGUCCGUAGCAAUCCCACUUUUGUAAUACUAAAUCUCCUUUUCGGUCGAAACUAAAUUGAAUCGGAAAAAGUUGCGCAUUUGACCAACUCAGAUGCAGUUUGACAGACGAAAAACGGCAACUGUUUUUUUUCUCCCUUUCAGCUGCUUGAAUUGCAAAGUUUCAAGCUUUGAACGAAAUUCCGACAUAUCUGAAGCUGUCUAGAUUCAAGUACAGAGUUCUUUAAUUUAACUACUUUAUUGUCAUUUGGUGUUCAAUUCUCAUUCACAAAAUUUCUCAUAUAUCCAACUUGGUACAAGUAUAAUAGUUGGGUACCUAAAGUUUUGAUGGGUCCGGGAAGACAAAUUUUUGGGCCUUAAAGUUUUCAGUAGCAGCUGUGUAAUUAUCGUGUUUUUAUGAAAAUGGUACGACGCAUUGCUUUUCCAGGGACCCAACCAAUCAUACUUGUUAAUUUCGUUAUUGGUAAUGUUGGUUGGAGUGAUUUGGUUCUAGCCUUACUUGAUUUGAUCUGCAUACAUGUCUUCUGAGUGUAGGCUUCAAUGAUGUGUAUUUAAAUUAGAAAACAUAUAUUGUUUUCUGCUAACUUUGAACGCAUAUAUUUAUAUUUUUACCAGUUGUUAGUUCAAAUUCGAAACAAGCAAUUCAAUUUCUAUCAAACUGAUUUUUUUUUUUGAAAAAAUUCAGCAUAAUGAUGUUGUUUUGCACUGUUUUGCACUGAAAAAAGUAUUCAGAAUCGAGUCUACAAAACGAAACGGAAGGCUCCAAAAACAAUCCCAUUUGUAAGAAGAAAAUCUGAGCAAAGCUUACUAAAUCAUUUCAAUUGCAGGGUCGGAAUGUUUAGCAUCUUUGGUGUUUGCGGAACUAUUGAAUAUGAGAAGCUCUAGCAGACUCUAUUUUCGCUUCUCAAACCUAACGGGUUCCGUUGUCAGUCUCAUUGGUAGUCAGCUUCUUUAAGAUGGGACUAUCAAGGCAUACUCGAUGUCUUUUGGUCUGUCAUAGAGAUGGAAGAUUGACUUGGAGUCGCAACCUCUCCUCUCGCAUUUACUCAGAGUGCAAAUACCUUCACAAAGUGUACACGACUCACGAAGUGGCGAUUGAUCUUAACAGAAGCAACAUUUCCCGCUUCGAAUCAAAUCACUUGCCAUCUAACAGUCCCACAGAAGACAGACGAUUCCUCGGUACCAUACCCUCCCACUCUCGCACUACUAGUGGGGGAGGUGGAAUAAUCCAGAAGGAGGGAAGAGUGUGUUUCGGGGUAGUGGACGGUCACGCGGGACACAAGUGUGCCCAGGCUGUCAGUGGCAGACUGCUAGACUACCUCUCAGCCUCUACUCUCGCCCAGUGCAGCAAUGAGGCCAAUGGCGACUGGGAAUCACAUCGCACGCGUUGGGACCUUCCUGGGGAUUAUCAAGAAUCCAGCCUUAUCAGAGACAGACAUCGGCAGUCUUUACGUAGUUGGGUCACUUCAUCGAGUGAAAAUAAACCCUCGAGUGCAACCAGUGAUGAUGGGGGAUUGGACGAGAGGAUUUUUUCUUCUGCCUUUGAGGCCCUAGACCACCACUUGAUUGAAGAUGCGAUGGGUGUGAUAUCUUCAUCCAUGAACAGAUACGAUGUAGAUGUGAUCGAGAGUGCUUUGAGUGGCGCGUGUGUGUUGACUGUGGCGGUGGAUGAUGAAGAAGUAGUGUGUGCGAACAGUGGGGACUGCAAAGCAGUGUUAGGCCAGCUGUCCGAAGACGGACACUCUUGGCAUGCAAUCCCACUCACCAACGAACACAACGCAGAAAACUCUACUGAGAUACAGAGGAUAUUUGACGCCCAUCCUGAGUCGGAACAUCCGACCAUAAUACAGGGCGGAAGACUGUUCGGUUCCCUGCUGCCCCUCCGAGCAUUCGGAGACAUGCUGUUCAAACUAGACGGGAGUAAGCUGAACAAACUUAAGCAAGUGUUCGAUGUCAGAAACUUCCUCGCUAAGAGCAUCACGCCGCCAUACUUAAGUGCCUCGCCGGAAAUAACUAGAAGACAGAUAGACCCUAAAAGAGACAAAUUCCUGAUUGUGGGUACAGACGGUCUAUGGGACUUCGUUACUUCCCAGGUGGCAGUCGAGGUCAUAGGUCAACAUCUGGACUCAGCGAAUGACCCCAAACCCCAAUUCGGCUCAACAGUUGAAGAGCAGCACCACCAAACAGUGCACAGAUUAUCGGCCAAUGGAGCCACUCGGCUAAUGUGUCACGCAGUCGGACAAUGCAUGAAUAGUAAAACAUUGCCUUUGUUCGGCCAAUUGAACGAUAUGAUUAAAAUUGCCCCAGAGGAGACGAGAAAUAACAGGGACGAUAUAGAAGUGAUAGUUGUAUACUUUAGAUGACGGAUUAGCCCGGAGAAUAACAGACGAAAUGCAAAUAUAAACAAACUAACAGUCAACUUGAAAUUAGCUAUAAUGUUUUAAUUGCAAUUUGAUGCGACAUUGUAUCUUGAUUAUUUGAGUUUUGCAAUUCCACAAAACUGUUCUUAAAAAUUUCACACUU